AGUUGAAAUUCAUUAAUAUAUCCUCCUUGAUCUCAUAUUCCGUGUGUUGUUGCUUUGAAAAAUUCAGAUCUGAGCUUUGUUGGUGCUGUUGCUUUCAAAAUCAAGAUAAAAAUUAUAUUUUUUAAUUUUUAGAUUAUUAGUUUAUUUUACAGCUAUUUAUGUUAUUGUAAAAUCUUAGAUCCGAGCUAUGCUGGUGUUGUUGCUUACAAAUUUUUUAAUUUGAUUAAGUUUCUGAUUAUUAGAUAGUAUGAAGAUGUUGUGAUAUUUUUUUGGUGAAUCUGAUGGAUCUAUUGGUGGAUGUGUUGGCUCUUGAUAUUUGCUGUUGCCUAAAAAUAUCGAAAGGCAUUUUUUUCUUUUCAGGAGCUAAAAGUUUAGAUCUUUAAUAUUUUUAACUGCUAUUUAUGUUACUAUAAUAUUUUUUGCUUAGAUAUUGCAGUAAUCCAUGUUAGUAAUUUAUAAUUUGUAAUUUGUUCACACAUCACAUGAAUGUUCACACAUCUUCAAUAUGCAAUUUGUUCAAUUUUUAAGUUACGUAAAAAUUGCCACAACGCACAUAAACAAACACAGUUGCUACAUAAACAAGGUUACAUGUUAUAUCUCUGAAAAUAUAUCAGUUUGUAAUCUUUGAAAAUAUAUCAGUUUAUAUUCUUGUUGGUUUGUCAUUAAUUUUUGUAAAUUGCAAUUCAUUCAGGUUUUGUUAGAAUUCUACUUUGUUUCUAACUGGAUAAUGAUUUUUGCAUCGUAGAUGGAUGGUGAUGGGGAUUGUUCCGAUGAACAAAGUGUUGUUAAUAUGGUUCUAUGUGUUGUAUUAACCAUUUUUAUUAUAAUAAUUACAAUCAUAAGGAGAAUACAAGCUAGACGUAAAUCAAUUCGUAGUGGUCCAAGUGAGGAAAAAAAAGGCAAGAGAGGGCUAGAAUUGAACACAUAGAGCGAAUUUAUAAUGAUUUUAGUGAUAGUUGCGUAAAUUAUAUUAGAAUACGGAGUGAUGAUUUUGUUAAACUAGCGAGUAUAAUAAGGAACAAUAUCCUGCUAAAAGACUCAAGGAAUGUAACAAUAGAAGAACAACUUAUCAUGACACUGAACAUUUGGGUCAUAAAUCUAAAAAUCGCAUUGUCAGCUCUUAUUUUAUAAGAGCAGGGAAGACAGUUAAUAGAUAUUUUAACAAGGUAUUACAAGCAAUUAUUUGCAUGCGUGGACGGUACCUGAGUCAAGUCCCCAAUGACAUUCCCCAAGAGAUCGUUAACAACCCGCUAUACUACCCUUAUUUAAAGGUAUAUCUACACUUUACGCACAUUUACAUGUAUAAUCUAUGAAAGUAAUUUUUAAUUUAGGUGUGUGAUACAUGUAAUAUAGGAUUACAUUGGAAUGAUAGAUGGGACUCAUGUUGAUGCAAUGCUUCCGACUAAUCUUGUUGCACGCUUUCGAGGCCGCAAAGGUGUUACACAGAAUGUGCUUACCAUUUGCACCCUAAACAAGCUAUUCACAUAUGUUUUAGUAGGUUGGGAGGGUUCUGUAAAUGAUUAUAGGAUUCUUCAAGAUGCAUUAUCUAGACCCCAACCACAUGGAUUGAAAGUCUAUGAUGGCAAAUACUAUCUGUGUGAUACUGAGUACCCAAUCAUGCAAGGUUUCAUCUCUCCAUACCGAGGUGUUCGAUAUCAUUUGAAAGAACAUUCGGGUAUUCUACACAAAGAUCCUCAGUUGGAGGUUGGAUGGAUUUGCGCAUUCAUGAUGAUACUCAAAGGAGGUUGGCAGAUAUCGGAAUGAAGCCGUCAUAAUUCAAAUCAAGAUCACAACAUCGCUUCAUUUGUAACCAAGAUGAGAUAUAUUGAAGAUUAUUGAUUGGUAUAGUGUUUUUAGGUUUAGGUGUUUACUUUGUGUGUCAUGUUUAAAGCUCAAAUUUCACACAUAUACGUUGUUUCGUUU
Molecule: messenger RNA, 1923 nt
Organism: Asparagus officinalis (garden asparagus)
Lineage: Eukaryota; Viridiplantae; Streptophyta; Magnoliopsida; Asparagales; Asparagaceae
Exons: 3
Coding region: 1366-1764 (132 amino acids)
Source: RefSeq, a predicted model, not a curated record